UCACACCUGCACACAGGGUUUCGGGUAAGAGCAGGUGGAGGCUGGUCUGCAGCUCUCCACUAUUAUUAUUUAUUGGAUUUCCUUAGUGGUGGAAGCCAAUGGAACAUCAGUGCAAAGGAUUAUAGAGAGGAUUCCUGCAAUACCAACAGAUGCUGCUCCACAAGGCCUGGCUCCUGCUGUUUAGCCUGAGCGCUUUUUGUCCAGUAUUUGCAAGCCUGGACAGAGAUAAUGUCCUUUUUAGAGGAAACCAACCAAAAAACAAGGCUCUGCGGAUCAGAAGAACUGAAUUUAAGCAGAAUGCUUCCUAUUUGGAAGAGGCUGAGAAAGAACAAGGAUAUUAUCUCAGGCAACUGUUUCAUCUGUAUGGCAAGAAUGAUACGUUAACUUAUGAGGGACUUACUUUACUGCUAAAGAACCUGGGACUUGGUGAAGUGCAGGUAAUAGAGAUACAACACAGAGAAGUGGGACAUGACCACGUGUCCCAUCUGGAUAUCCUUGAUGUUCAAGAAAACAAACACAGGCAUGUGCACUCCUCCUCGGAUCAUCUGUCUGACCUCCCGAGCCCAGAGGAAGCCAAAUAUAGUAACAGGAGUGUAAAUGGCAGCUCAGAUAAAUCACAAAAGAUCAAUCCAGUAAGAAGAGAGCCUGAACCCAGACAAAACACUGUGCAUAAUGGGAAAACAGUAAAUGGGAACCACCUGCAAACACAAUGGCAACCCAGAGACAUCCUGCAGCACUUGUUGUAUCUUCAUCAAUCGGAGAACAUCCACCAGCAUGAAGAUUGCCUCAAUGUAACACAGCUGCUCCUGAACUUUGGGCUUGGUUGGGUGUCGGAGAUCACACCUCAGCAUUUUACAUUACUGUGUCCAGCACUGCUUUACCAGAUUGACAGCCGAGUGUGCAUCCAUCACAGUGAUCACCUGUCCACUCAGUCCACAUACUCCCAGCAGUCAUUGCCUAAAGUCCUUGGUUGGGGGGCACUUGCUGUCACAGUCAUCAGUGCCCCUUCACUCGUGGCUGUAGCCUUUGUACCACUUCUCAGACGCCCUCUCUUCCGGUACCUACUCAAGUUCCUGGUAGCCUUAGCUGCAGGGACUCUCUGCGGUGACGCUUUACUGCAUCUGCUUCCACACGCACAGGAGGAUCCUUCAGAGGAUGGACAACACAAUGGAUCCCACUCAUUGGACCCUGUCUUGAAAGGCUUGUGUGUGCUUGGUGGUAUCUAUUUACUCUUCCUUAUUGAAAAUCUGAUGGGUUUACUGAGACAGAGGAGGAAAAGUAAGAAGAAACGUACUCGGAUUAAAACCCAAGCCCAGGAUGAAGGCUGCACUACCGUGCUUUGGGAACUUGGACACCAUGUUGGCCCUGAGUUUUGUGAGGCAACAAAGCCAGCUGAUGCCUGUGAAGAGAGCCAUGAGGAGCAGGUGGAUGUACCAGAGAGCAGUGGUCAGAUGACGCAUUCACAUCAUGGACAUUCCCACGGUGCGUCAGGCGGAGGCAUCGCAGAGUUUGUGUGGAUGGUUCUUCUUGGAGAUGGAAUACAUAACUUUACAGAUGGCUUGGCAAUAGGUGCUGCCUUUUCAGCUAGUUUCUCUGGUGGCCUCAGCACCACAGUUGCUGUAUUCUGCCAUGAAUUGCCUCAUGAACUUGGUGAUUUUGCAGUCCUGCUUCAAACUGGUGUACAGAUGAGGAGGGUCUUACUUUUCAGCCUGAUGUCGGCAUUUCUCUCUUAUCUGGGCAUGAUGGUGGGAGCCAUCGCCAGCCUGAGCUCAAGUCAAGUCACUCCCUGGAUAUUUGCAGCCACUGCUGGAAUCUUUUUAUAUGUGGCACUUGUAGAUAUGCUUCCCCAAAUGCUGCAUCGUGAGGACUUAACCCUCUCCCAAGGAAGAGACUGCAUUCUCCACAGCACUGGUUUCCUGUUAGGAUGUGGCAUAAUGCUGUGCAUCGCUUUGUUCCAGGACCAGAUGGCGUUUCUACACUUUUAGAAAACUAAUGAAGAAAUUGUAAUUCUUCAUCUCCAUGUUUGGUACUGAAAAGCUGUAGUAACCUCAGGUAGACUCUGAAGACUUUUACACACUCCAAAAGGGGUUCAACGAUUUCCACAGAAAUAGUAUUUUUACUACAAAGAUUUCAAAGAAUGUCCUAAAGUGCCAACAAGACACCAACAAUUCCAAGGACCGGCAGCCGGUUCAGCAUUCUUGCUACUACCCAUUCACCACUAGCUCUUUACAAUGUGCAGCGCAGCUUUUGUACGUAACUAUGAACGAAUACGGCACAACUGUGUUAUACAGUCUCAAUAAGACGUUACAAUUCACUAUGUAAAAA
This is a messenger RNA of Hyla sarda, 2325 nucleotides long. It is a transcript of the gene SLC39A5, whose product is annotated as solute carrier family 39 member 5. Lineage: Eukaryota; Metazoa; Chordata; Amphibia; Anura; Hylidae. The transcript has 12 exons. Gene Ontology annotation, cellular component: membrane. Gene Ontology annotation, molecular function: zinc ion transmembrane transporter activity. Gene Ontology annotation, biological process: zinc ion import across plasma membrane; BMP signaling pathway; intracellular zinc ion homeostasis. The record is from RefSeq and is a predicted model, not a curated record. The coding region runs from base 150 to 1985 and encodes 611 amino acids.